AAAUGACAUCUAUGUAUUUCCUAAUUCUGGCAGACAAUCUUCACCAUCCUUAAAAGAGAGCCAGCAUGAUUUCUUCCAUCCCCUCAUUGAAGAGCCUCUCAAGAAGGACCAUUCCUCAGCAGCCAGCUCCUUCUCAAACCUUCCUGAUGUGGAGGGCAGCACCUAUGGAGGGCAGAGCUCUGAGAAAGCACUGUUGAUCUUGAGACUGAGAGCAGACCUUCAGAACCUACAAUCCCUGCACGAGGACGCCACCACUCAGCUCCUGGAGAGAGACAAGCAAAUAGCGGAUUUACAGAAUAAGAUCAGUAGGACCUCCAUCAGCCCAGACAUCAACCAACAGAGUCAGCUGACAGAGAUGAAGCGCAUGAUGGCAGGGAGACAGAUGGACAGCAGUAGCACAACCCACAUCUUGCAGGAACUCCACGACUCCAAGAAGCAUACCAGCGUUGAGACAACUCGCAGAGAAGAAAUCAUCCGCAGCAUAUUGUUAAAGAAGUCUUCGCUCAAAGAUGAACUCUCCAAAGACUCCUCUUCACUAGUGUUAAAGUCUCACUCUUUUGCUGGAAGUCAUGAUGAGACUCAGCUGAGUGAAAACAUUGAAGUGCUUGUGAGCAGACUAGCAGAAGUGGAGGAAGAGUGUCAACAACUGAAGGAGCAACACAAAGCUCUCCAGGACUCUCACAGCCUGUGUGCCCCAACCAUCAGCAUGUUGAAGGAGCAACUCAACAGGUCCCAUCAGACACAAGUGGAGCUUCGCACAGUGCUAACAGCAGAGGUAGCCCAGCGACAUGACCAGAUAGUUGAUCUCCAUGAUGAGCUUAAGGAGCAUGAGCAAAAGCAGCAUGAGACACGGAUGCAGCUGCACCUCAAGAAUGAAAUCAUAAAGGAUCUCAGACGAGAAAUAAAGUCACUCAAGACAAACAGUGAGGUGUGUGACAAGGGUGAUCUAAUCCCAGCGAAAGAAAGUAAAACUCCAUGGGAGACCAAGUGUGCUGAGACACAGACUUCUGAGGUUCUUUCAAAUGAAAUUUCAUCUGAACAGUUGAGCAGAACCUCGAGUGGUUGUUACUCCAAUGCAUCACAGUCCUCACAGGUUUCAAAAUUGGAGAAUGAACUUGCAGAGAAAAGCAUACUCCUUCGAGAGCUUCAGAGCCACCUUGCAGCAUCUCGUCAGGAGCUGCAUCUUAAAGAUGAAACUCUGUACAAGCUGGAGCAGAAGCUGGACUCUUCCCGGCGUGAUGGAGGUGAAAAGGGAGAGCGCAUGCACUACCUGACCAGCCAACUGACAAACCUGCAGCUGGAGGUUGGCAGAACACAUGGUCAGGCAGAACAGCUGCGAAGACAGGUUGAAAAUAAAAAUGAACUGAUUCAAAAGUUGGAGAUGGAAAAUUCUUCCAUGACUCGACAACUCAAUGACAAGUCUUCCACACUGGAGAGAUUCCAGACGGAGCUCAUGAAAAUAUCAACUGAACUAGAUAAUAAGAAAAAGGAGGCCAGUGAGCAGAGACUGACCAUUAGUGCCCUGCAGGACGCACUUGUGUCCAGCAAGAGGUCAUGUGAUGAGCUCCGGUCUCGGCUGAGUAGUGAUCUACUGGUGGAGAGUGGAGCACGUGGCGAGGUGCUCAGGGAGGAGAACCGAGCACUGAGUCGCCGCCUGGCCCUGCUGGAGGAGAGCCAGGCACACACCUCACACCUCCACCACUGGAAGGUAGAUCUGGCCACCAAGGACCGGGAGCAGCUCACCCGACAGCUGCAGGAGGCAGAGAGGCAGCGGCAGGACCUCGUCACCUCCCUUCAGCUGCUGCAGGGACAGGUACAAAGCCUUGAGGAGGAUGUGGCAGCAGCGACUGAGGGCCGAGCAGAGGCAGAGAGGAAGGCAGAUGAGGCUUGGAGGAAAAGUCUUCAGCUCCAGGAGCGUCUUUCUGCCCAGGAGACGAGUGAGAGUGUAGAGCGACUUGGGCGGCAGCUGGAGGAGACGGUAGCAGCCCUCACCACAGCCCGAGAGGAGACCCGCAUCAAGACAGAGCAGCUUCGGCGAGCACAGCUGGACAUGGAGCAGCUGAAUGAUGCUCUGGGUUAUGAGAAGGACCUCAAUGUCUCUCUGCAUGAUCAGGUGGAGUCACUGGUGAAGGAGGUGGCAGCACAUGAGGACAAAGUGGAGGGGCUGAAGAAGGAGCUGCGGCGACAGGCCAGAGAUGCCUCACAGAUGGAGAAGAAGUUUUCGGCCAGUGAGGCGCAGGUGGAGGAGCUGAGGCGACAGGUGAGCACACUGGAGGGACUACUGCAGGAGGAGCAGCGAGAGAUGGUGGCCCUGCAAGACUCCUUCACCCAGGAGGCCAAACUACUCAAGGAUACACGUGCUAAGCUGGACCAGGCCAAGAAGGACACCGCUCGAGGGGAGGAGAAGUGCGCAGGCCUCAAGACAGAUCUUCAGGAUGCCAAGGAAAAGAUAAACCGCCUGGACAGUCGGAUCCGAGAAAUGGAGGGAGAGAGAGAGGCAGAGGUGGCACUGGUGGCCGAGCGACUGACAGUGGCCCAUGAGGACAGUGUAAGGCGCUUAGAGGAGUCUCUAGUGGCCUACACCAGAGUACAUGACCAGGACCACUUCCAGGUGGAGGGGCUGGAGGAGUCCCUAGCAGAGGUGGGGUCACGGCUGGCAGAGGCAGAGAUGCAGCUCAAGGAGACACAGCAAGAGAGAGAUGCCCUGGGCCGCAGCCUGAGGCAAGAGCGAGUUGGACGAGAGGAGGACGCCAAGGAGCACCAGAGACAAGUGUUCAGGCUGGCUGAGGAAAACUCCCUCUUAAAGGCCCGGCUGGAGAGUGUACAGGAGGAGAUGGCAGUGUGGCAGAAGCAAUGUGAGGACCUGGAGCAGAGGCAGGCACUCACUGGGGCUGCCUCAACCCCCACCCCUAACAGCACCCUCCUAACUCAACUGGCCAGGACUCAACGACAGGUGGAGGAGCUGAAGGAGGCAAUACGAGAGGCGGGGCAGGAAAAGCGGGCAGCUGAGGAGGAGAAAACCCAUGCCCAUGAGCAGGUCCUCAGCCUCAUUCGGGAGUGUAAUGCCCUCGAGGAGCAGAUCCACCGCCUGACCAAGGACAAGUGUCGGCUGGAAGAGCAAGUGUCGGGACGCGAGGCAGACCUCACCAUGGCCAGGGACUCCACAAGGGCCCUUAAGGAAGAUCUGGCCAUCAAGACAGAACACAUCACACACCUUGAGAAUGAACUCUGCAUGUUAAAGAAAGGCCUGGACACAGGUGAGGGUGGAGAGGCAGGGCGGCGCGAGGCCAGUGACGUGCGACGGUUGCUACUGGACCGAGAUACUCAGGCUAAGGUGACACAGCUUAAGCUCACCACCCUCCAGAGGUCGCUCCAGGAAAAGCAAAGCGAGGUUACAGGGCUGGAAGAGCAGCUACAGGAGGCUCGCUCAGAUACCGUCAAGAAGGAAGCAGAAGUGGGCCAGCUGAAGGCUCAAGUGGCCAUGUUCAAGGCUCAGCUCUCUCACACACACAGUCCCAACACCUCCCAUCAAGUUGCAUCAGACAAGAUGGAGGCUCUGGAAGAGAGGGUGUCACAGAUGAGGGGUGAGCUGGCAGCCAAGGAGGAACAUCUCAAGCAGGCAAGAGAAGGUGAGGCAAGGGAGACAAGGAGAGCUGAGAGUCUCCAGCAGGAAGUUGCAAGACUCACCAGAGGACGAGAGGAUGCUAUACGCCAGGUCAUGGCACUGGAAACAACCCUGACGGAGACACACGAGGGCAUGGAGGCCAGCCAAUCCAUGCGCAGACUGUGGGAAACACAAAUGGCAACCAUCGAGAAAGAAGUGGCUAGGCUGGUAUGUGAAACUAACCAACUGAAAGAAUGCAAUGCUGCCCUCCAUGACCAGCUUUCAUCUAGCCAGGGAGAGGUUGAAGCUUUGAAAGAUCAGCUGCGGGUACGAGACAACCAACUGGAGGAGUUGCAACAGGCACGGGACCUCUUGGCCAGUGACGCCCAGGUGGUGGUGGCAGCAGUGCGGCAGUGGCUUCAUGAGCAGAAGAUGGCAAACACCAAGCUUGCUGGAAAGCUUCACCAGCAGAACAAACAGAUCCUCCUCCUUAAUACCGAGAAGCAGUUCUUGGCUGAGAGGAACACGAGCCUGCAACGGACGAACCACGACCUAACACUCCAGGUGCACGACCUACGGGCGAGACUUGGCCUUCCACUGACUCCUAACAUACCUGAGAAGCUGGGUAAGGUGGGCGGAGUGCUGGUGGGCGGCCUCGCGUCCCCACGAGUCAUGUCACCCACGCUGGGGGCGCCGUCCAGAGGGCUGGCCUGCCCCUCCACCUCUCAUGUACAAAUGCCGGAUUGCGAUGUUAAAUUCGAUGACAUCAUGAGUACAUGUUCCUCUGAGGGUAGCGCCGCCGGUAGCCUGGUGCCGGGGCCAGAUCUGCCGGGAGCCGCGCAGCUUGACCGCCUGGCCCAGCUGGCGGACUCCCUGCUCGCCGCCUCCAGGAACAUCAGCCGUGCCUCUGGAUUCAUUUGGGGUCACGGAGCGGGCAAACUGACCAGCGCGACCUCCUUGGGUGACCUGACCUCUGUGGGUGGCAUGGAUUACCGCAAGUUUCUGGGCAGCAAGAGAACGUCAGCGUCUGUGGGAAACCUAACCGCCCUUUCUCCUAUCGACAUGAAAGAGAAGGCAGCGCACUCGUUCUCUAAGGUGGGCUCCUGCUUGUCGCCUGGCUCGUGGUCUGGGAGAGGGGACGGCAUUCUGGCGGCCCCGGUGCGAGAGAGGAAAGGUGCGCAUCGAAUCUUCGGCGGCCACAGCAUCGAGGAGGAGACGGAGGAGGAGGAAAUGUCCCGCUGCGAGGCUGUAUCACUCGGCUCUAGCUGCUACUCAAAUGCCACAAAGAAUAGUCCAAGAUCUUCUUUCCAUUUACAGAAGCCAUUCAAGGCAAUUCAGAAUAACCAGAGUACUCAGAGCGCGUGUAGUCCUCCCCAGGCGUCGUGGAGUGAUGCCGCCACCGCCACGCACACCACCAAGACAACCACAGCCUCCCAGACAGCGCCGUCCCCUCCCACCAGUGAUGAAAACCCUCGUAGACUAAGCAGAGGCACUUCAGCCUGAGUCUACCGGUAAUAUUUUGGAAUCGUUAUUACCGCUAUCUAAGUCAGACAAGACUUUUAAGAUGAGAAUAAACAAAUAAUAUUUAUAAUGAUAGACCACGGGCAAGGAACACGUGGAAAUAGAAGUACAAGAGACAAAGGCUUCCAUUCAAGUACUGCAGUCAUUAAUCUUGCUUUCCUAUACUCUUGUAAAUAAUAAAUAAAUACGUAGAAAAUGAGUUAACAAAGAAAAUAAAUGAGUUACAAAUCAGUAAAAUAAUAGCCAUAUUUUUUUUUCGACAAAUGAUCCCGUUAAACAUAUUACAGCUUGUACAAUGAAUUUAUUGUAAAAUUUAAAAUAAAGUUCAAAUGAUAGAA
This is a messenger RNA of Scylla paramamosain (green mud crab), 5463 nucleotides long. Its product is annotated as paramyosin-like. Bases 356 to 5107 code for a protein of 1583 amino acids. The transcript has 35 exons. NCBI's taxonomy places the organism in Eukaryota, Metazoa, Arthropoda, Malacostraca, Decapoda, Portunidae. The record is from RefSeq and is a predicted model, not a curated record.